CAGCUCUCCUUGUCACAAUGGAGGCACAUGCGUCAACGCCAGUGGCUCAGCGGCUUCUCCUUCCUGUUUAUGUCCCUCUGGAUUUUCUGGGGACUUCUGUGACAUCGGUGUUGACAGCUGCCAGCCUAACCCUUGCCUCAACGGUGGCAACUGUACAAACCACGGCCUCGUUUUUACAUGCGCCUGUCCACACGGCUUCACUGGCUUCACGUGUAACGACACCACCAGCCUGUCUCCCUGCGCCGGCCGGCCCUGCGCCAAUGAGGGAGCGUGCGUCGGCCAGCCUGAUGGAACGUUUCGGUGCACUUGCCAGAAAUGGUUUACAGGUCCCACGUGCUCCCUGCAUCACAGACCCAAGACCAGAUCCAAGCCGGCUGCUGCCAAGCCAGUGGACCACAGAGUAUUUGCUCUGACUCCGCAGCACUACUCCCUCCCUGCUCACGCCUUUCACAAGCUGCUCAGACCGCCGGAGAGGGACCUGCUUAAGAUCACCCUGAAGGAGACG
Messenger RNA from Austrofundulus limnaeus, 505 nucleotides. RefSeq names its product protein delta homolog 1. NCBI's taxonomy places the organism in Eukaryota, Metazoa, Chordata, Actinopteri, Cyprinodontiformes, Rivulidae. Gene Ontology annotation, molecular function: calcium ion binding; Notch binding. Gene Ontology annotation, biological process: Notch signaling pathway. The record is from RefSeq and is a predicted model, not a curated record.